Messenger RNA from Verticillium alfalfae VaMs.102, 846 nucleotides. Its product is annotated as ribose-5-phosphate isomerase. Gene Ontology annotation, molecular function: ribose-5-phosphate isomerase activity. The record is from RefSeq and is a predicted model, not a curated record. Bases 1 to 846 code for a protein of 281 amino acids. Gene Ontology annotation, cellular component: intracellular membrane-bounded organelle. The transcript has a single exon. NCBI's taxonomy places the organism in Eukaryota, Fungi, Ascomycota, Sordariomycetes, Glomerellales, Plectosphaerellaceae. Gene Ontology annotation, biological process: pentose-phosphate shunt, non-oxidative branch; D-ribose metabolic process.
AUGUCCACCCUGUCCCCCGUCGAAUCCGCCAAAAAGGCCGCUGCCGCCCGCGCCGUGUCCGAACACCUGCAGCCUAGCCACCGCUACGUCGGCAUCGGAUCUGGCAGCACAGUCGUCUAUGUCGUUGACGCCAUCGCUGCCAAGGGCCCCUCGUUCUGGGGCGAGAUGACCUUCUUCCCCACCGGCAGCCAGAGCAAGGGCCUCAUCCGGGCUGCCGGCCUGCGCCUCUGCAACCUCGACGACAGGCCCCUGGAGAGUGGCAAGCCCGUGACGCUGGACGUCGCGUUCGACGGCGCCGACGAGGUCGACGCCGAGCUCAACUGCAUCAAGGGCGGCGGCGCCUGUCUGCUGCAGGAGAAGCUCGUCGCCAUCGCCGCUAAGAAGUUUGUCGUCGUCGCCGACUACCGCAAGCUCUCGAACAACCUACUCACGCAGUGGAAGACCAUUCCCAUUGAGGUCCUGCCCAUGGCGGCGCCCGAUGUCCUGAACCAGCUCGUGGCGCUGGGCUCGACCGGGCCCCUCGUUCGCCCCGGUGUCCCUGGCAAGGCCGGCGAGGUCGUGACGGACAAUGGCAUGUGGAUCAUUGACGCGCCGUUUGCGCCGCUGAAGCUGCUCAGCGAGGGCGCAGGUGCUGAGCGUGCCGCCGACGGCUCGUGGGGCGUCAAGGCGCUGGCGGACGAGAUUGUCAAGAUUCCCGGUGUUGUCGAGGUCGGCAUCUUUUUCGGUCUCGACGGCAGCGAAGCGGCCAAGGCCGGUAAGUCUGGACUGGCCCAAAAGCCUGUGGCGGCAUACUUUGGCAUGGAGGAUGGCAGCGUCAAGGUGACAAACGCGGCAGGGUCGGAGUAG